AUGUUAAAUGUUGACAUCAAGAAGGCCUUUGACACAGUUAGUUGGAAAUUCCUAUCAUAUAUGCUCAAAGGGUUGGGUUUUCCUAUUGCAAUGAUAAACUGGAUAAUGGCAUGUAUAACCUCCCCUAAGUAUUCAAUCUCUCUUAAUGGUUCCCUCCAUGGUUAUUUCAAGGGAGACCGUGGCCUUAGGCAAGGGGAUCCCCUCUCCCCCUAUUUGGUCAUUCUGUGCAUGGAAUACUUGUCAAGGAGUCUGAAUCUUCUGAAGCAUGAUAAAUCAUUCAAAUACCAUCCUAAGUGUGCAAAGGUAAAAAUAGCUCACCUUAUUUUUGCUGAUGAUUUGUUCUUAUUCUCCAGAGGUGUUGAUGAAAAUGUUAAGGCUUCAAUUCACAAUCUGCUGGGAUUCUCUUCUGGAAUAAUGCCUGACAAGUAUUUAGGAGUGCCUUUAGUUUCAAAAAGAUUGGCUUACAUGGAUUGCAAUCCGCUCUUCACAAGGAUUAUUGGUCAAUUCAAAAGUUGGUUGAAAAACAGGAAUCUCUCUUAUGCUGGUAGAAUGCAAGUCAUCAAGAGUGUGAUUCUUGGAAUUCAAACCUUUUGGACCUCAAACUAUAUCCUACCAAUCAGUGCAUUGAAGAAAAUUGAUGAAAUUUGCAGGAUGUUCUUGUGGGGUAAAAAUGAUCAAACUUUUAAAGCUCCGCUUGUGUCAUAG
This is a messenger RNA of Asparagus officinalis (garden asparagus), 705 nucleotides long. RefSeq lists its product as uncharacterized. The transcript has 2 exons. Lineage: Eukaryota; Viridiplantae; Streptophyta; Magnoliopsida; Asparagales; Asparagaceae. The record is from RefSeq and is a predicted model, not a curated record. Bases 1 to 705 code for a protein of 234 amino acids.